This is a messenger RNA of Venturia canescens, 4294 nucleotides long. RefSeq names its product Neprilysin 2 (gene Nep2). Lineage: Eukaryota; Metazoa; Arthropoda; Insecta; Hymenoptera; Ichneumonidae. The record is from RefSeq and is a predicted model, not a curated record. Gene Ontology annotation, cellular component: plasma membrane. Gene Ontology annotation, biological process: protein processing. The transcript has 10 exons. Gene Ontology annotation, molecular function: metalloendopeptidase activity. Bases 327 to 2657 code for a protein of 776 amino acids.
ACGCUUCAAUCCGAUUCAUCCGGAUCGUUGCGCCUAUUUUGCCGAUAUAUUUUAUUUUUCAUUUUACCGAUAAUAUAUCAAUGAAAAAGGAUAAUAUUAAUUAAAAAAAAAAAAAAAAACGUUUGAACAGCAUGCGUUAAUGAAAAAUCGUUCAAUCUAUGACCAAACAACGCUGCAAUUGUUCUUUUCGAUUGACCGUGUGUGCUCGAUCGGUGUUUCAUGUGUGUGGUAUGUGGUAGUGUCAAAGGAAAUUUGAAAAACUAAUUCUACCUCCGGAGAAGAGAUAUCGAGGGUGGAAAAUUACAUAUCGACUCUACGCGACCGCUAUGACCACUAGUAUGAAGCAGACAGUCAUCAAAAAUCCAACAUGGUGGAAGCGCCGUUCAGCCCUAGAACGAGGACUAACGGUGAUCGCCGUUUCUGGCAUUCUUUUAUGCAUUGCCCUUGCAGUUGGCAUUGCAGUGGUCAUAUCAAAUUCUGGUUCAUGUGACGUUCCAGGUUCCAGAGCAGUACCUGCUAAAACAGAGAUGCUCCCAUCCACAGCCGAAGCUCUGGGAGGUCAAGGACCACGAUACGGGAUACAAACUGUUUGUAAACCGGGAGAAUCAAAAAAUGAAUGUAAUUCAACGGGUUGCAUUCAUGCAGCAUCCCGGAUCCUGAUGAACAUGGACCCUGACGUCGAACCUUGCGAUGAUUUUUAUCGAUUUGCAUGCGGCGGCUUCCUCAAGCGAACGGUUAUACCCGACGAUAAAACCAGCGUAAAUACUUUUAGCGUUAUUAGUGACGAGUUGCAAGAGCAAAUAAAAGGAAGUAUCAAGGCUGAAAGCGAACCCGGUGAACGCAAGCCGUUCAGACUCGUUAAGACUCUCUAUAAGUCUUGUAUGAACAAAACAGCGAUCGAGGCCGAAGGACUUCAACCUCUUCAUGCGACUUUGAAGAAACUCGGUGGUUGGCCGGUUCUCGAUGGUGAUUUAUGGAACGAUGGUGACUUUGAUUGGAGAAGCUCUGUAUACAAAUUCCGGGAUGCUGGAUACUCUGUCGAUUAUUUCAUCGAUUUCAGCAUCGGUGUAGAUUUGAAAAACAGCACGAAACGAGUUAUCGAUCUUGAUCAAGCAGCUCUGGGACUAUCUCGCGAAUAUCUGUCGAAGGGUUUCGAAGAUAAAAUCGUCGCAGCUUACUACAGUUAUAUGGUGGAUAUCGCCGUUAUUCUUGGAGCUCCGAAAGAACGUGCCAUGCAAGAACUCAAAGAGUCAUUGCGUUUCGAGAUGAAACUUGCGAACAUUUCAUUGCCGAACGAGAAACGGCGUAAUGCAACUCAACUGUACAAUCCGAUGACACUUACGGAACUGACGAAAAACUAUCCAAGUAUACCUUGGAAGGAAUACUUUAGCAGAUUGUUACCACCAUCUAUCACCAUUGAAGAAGACGAAAUUGCAAUUGUCGACGUACCGAGUUAUAUUAGCAAUUUUGAGAAGUUGAUAUCCGAGACUCCAAAAAGAGUUCAAGCAAAUUACGUGAUGUGGAGGGCUGCAGCGGCUUCUGUAAGCUACCUGAACGAUGAUAUACGUAAAAGGCAGUUGGCCUAUUCUACAGCAGUCAGCGGACGUACGGAACGUGAGUCAAGAUGGAAAGAAUGCGUUGACAUAGUUUCCGAAAGUCUUUCGAUUAGCGUCGGCGCUAUGUACGUACGGCAAUACUUCAACGAAGACGCUAAGAAAAAUGCCGUCGAAAUGGUGACGGACAUCAGAGAACAAUUCACAAAAAUUUUGAAAACGGUCGACUGGAUGGAUGAAAAAACACGUAGAAGCGCCCUCGAAAAAGCAGCAUCUAUGUCCAGUCAUAUUGCUUAUCCCGAUGAGUUGUUAGACGACGACAAGAUCGAAAAGUUUUACGAAAAUCUCGAACUCUCCGAAGGCAAUUAUCUCGAAAGUAUUUUGAAUCUGACGCUAUUUGGAACGGAAUACUCGUUCAGUAAACUGCGCAAACCUGUCAAUAAAACUGAUUGGCUAUCCCACGCGAGACCGGCGAUAGUUAAUGCGUUUUAUUCUUCGAUCGAGAACAGUAUUCAAUUUCCCGCUGGUAUUCUCCAAGGUGCUUUCUUCGAUAACGAUCGGCCAAAAUACAUGAAUUAUGGUGCCAUUGGAUUUGUCAUCGGUCAUGAAAUAACCCAUGGAUUCGACGAUCAAGGCCGGCAGUUUGAUAAAAAUGGCAAUCUCGUAGAUUGGUGGGAGUCAUCAACCAAAGAAAAUUAUCUCGAGCGUGCGUCGUGCAUAGUCAAUCAAUACGCAAAUUACACUGUCGAAGAAGUUGGCCUCAAAUUAAAUGGUAUUAACACGCAAGGUGAAAAUAUCGCGGACAACGGCGGAAUUAAAGAAGCAUACCUUGCAUACAAUAGUUGGGCUGAGAGAAACGGACAGGAAGCAAAGUUGCCCGGCAUCGAUAGGACGCCACAACAAAUGUUCUGGAUAAGUGCAGCGAACACUUGGUGCUCGGCAUACAGACCGGAGGCAUUGAAACUUCGUAUCACUACAGGCUUCCAUAGUCCCGGCGAAUUCCGAAUUUUGGGUCCGUUGUCUAAUAUGCCCGAAUUUGCGAAAGAUUUCAAUUGCCCUCUGGGGUCCAAAAUGCAUCCUAAGACGAAAUGUUCCGUUUGGUAAAUAUUUUACCUACAAGCUCGUUUGACUCGGCUUGAAAUUUUUUUAAAAUGACGAUAACAUUCGUCAAUGAGAUGUUAUCCUCUUUUGUAAAACAACUUUGAAAACAAUAUCAUCGUAUAUUGUACGAAAUAAGUUUACGAUUGUUCAUGAAUCGAAACAUCAUAACGAUUCUUUCGAAAUAUAAGCAAAGGUAUUUGUGAACAAUUUUUGAGAGAUAAACAAUGCUCUUUCGUUUAAGUUUGAAUGACACUCCGCAAUCAAUUCAAAACGAAUAGCCAAUUUUGUAAGUCGACAAACGUGACAUCUUUCAACCUAUCCUAAAAAGUCUUACAUAUUACGUUCUCCAAUUCGAUGUCGCCUUAGACUUUUUUCUGUAACCUCGAAACUGUACAGAAAAUAUCUGUUUGAAAAAAUGACAUCGCAGAACUGUUUUCUCUACUAAGGGACAUCGCAUUAUUCUGACCAUUAAAAAAUGGAGGGAAUCUCAGUUAUGUCAAUUUCAGCAUAAAACUUGAAUUUUUUGGACACCGACUAUUCUUUAGCAGAUACACGAAAUAUGAGAAGAAAUCCAUUAUGAAUGUCCCUUCGGCUCCAAUUUUUUUUUCGCAAAACAGUAUUUCGAGUUGCGGAGCUUUACCGAAAUUUUGUCAGGAUAAUGAUUGCACAUACAAUUACCGUUUUAUCCAAUUGAAAUCGAGUUGAAAUCUAUAUUUGUAAGCUAAAAGUUGAUGAAUUUUUGUCUCUUAGAGACGUUUAUCACAUAUUAUUCUGAUCUAUUUGAAUGGGAGCGUUCCAUUCUAAGUACGAUUAAAAGUCGACAAAAUGAAAAAUAAUUACGAAAUGAUAUUAUUUUUCGCACUGAUGGAAGAAGGAAAAAUCAAUGGACUCGUAAUGGCGAAAAAAAAAUUGUCUGAUAUGACUUUCAUCGAAACGUAACCACGAUAGAUACAUGUAAAUAGUAUGAAUGAAGAAGGAAGGGACGAUCAGUUGAAUAACCGAUGCAUUACGAUUUGGUGAAAAUAACGGUUCCAUAAGUACUACAAUUCGCGUUAUACGUGACAGAUCUCCGAAAAUGAACUUUCGGAAUAAUACAAAAACACAAAGACGCACGUGUAUAUACAUACGUGUAUUUACAUGUUAUUUUGGUAAAAUCACAAGACAAAUGAUUGUCUUUAAACAUUGUAUGUGGGUUUGGCUUGGCCGAAAAGAAAAUGAAAAAGCGCAAACCGUUUGACUGAAAAAUUGUUGGAAAAAAGUUUCGAGUUAUCGCUUCGCAUGCACAAAAAAUUAAACAUUUUUCUCAUAAGUACUUAGAAAACGUAGUAUUAAGUUGUGAGUCGAUGUAGCCAUGAAUUACAUAAGAAAUGUAUUACAUGGUUUGAGCGCAUUGUAAUUUGAUCCAUAUAUUUCGUAUUGCCUUCUACAAUAGUUUUUCUUUGUGGAAUAAUACAUUAUUUCGUUCUUUCAUAGAUUCAAGUUUUGUUAUUGUUCAAGGUGCAACUGCAGUAUUCAUUACAAUCAACUUGAAGCGUUCAUCAUCAAAUGUACCGGUAAAACGGAAGCAAGCUGUAUCUAUUUCACUUUGUACUUGUUAGGAGACAUUUUUUAAGGGUACAAUAAAAAUAACUCGAAAAAUA